AAAGAAAAAAAAAAUGUCUUAAAGGCCCUCAGGAUGCAGCUACAUAUAGUUCAAAGGUUCAUGAAGACAAGAGCUCUAGGCUCUAGCCAUCUUAAAAUGUUGUUCACCAUCAUUUCCCUUCUCUUUCUUCCUUCAUUAACAAGUUCUUCAGAGGCCCAGACCUGGAUCAAAGCAGGUUACUGGUAUUCCAGUAGCGACUUGCCAAUUCCCGAUACAGACUCAACUCUGUUCACUCACUUGACAUGUGCUUUUGCACAUAUCAACACUUCUACUUAUGAGCUCUCAAUCUCACCCUCUGAUGAACCAUAUAUUUCCACCUUCACCGAUAUCGUUCGACAAAAAAAUCCGUCAAUUAUAACACUUCUGUCCAUCUGGGCUGGAGAUUCAAACUUCUCAACCUUCUUUUCGAUGGCUACCCAACCCUCUCACAGAAGUAUUUUCAUUGAAUCAUCGAUACGAACAGCUAGGCUUUAUGGGUUUCAUGGCCUGGAUCUUUGUUGCGUCAAACCGGACACAAGCACCACCAAGAUGGAAAAUAUGGGAAUUCUCUUUGACGAUUGGAGAACUGCGAUAAAUAGGGAAUCAAAGGACUCCACCCGAUCACCGCUUGUUUUGACAAUGGCUGGUCACUAUUUGCCUUCAAAAAACAUCACAAGUUAUCCAAUGGAGUCGAUUCGAAGGAACCUCGAUUGGGUACAUAUCGUAUCAUAUGACUAUCACUUGUCUACAACAGCAAAUUUCACAGGUGCUCAUUCUGCUUUGUAUGACCCCUCAAGCAAUAUAAGUACUGAUUAUGGAAUUAAGGAAUGGAUAAGUAGAGGAUUUCCUGCUGACAAGAUGGUUUUGGGGUUAGCAUACCACGGGUACGCGUGGACGCUGGUGGACCCGAUGGCCAAUGAGAUUGGAUCGCCUGGACGAGGUCCCGCCGUUACGCUUGAUGGUUCGAUGUUCUACAAGUUCAUCAAGUCAUAUAUGCGAUGUGAUGGAGAAAAAGUAGUGUAUAACUCCACUUAUGUCACGAAUUACUGCAUUUCUGGUUCGGUUUGGAUCGGUUAUGAUGACGUGGAGGCUAUCAGAACUAAGGUUUCCUACGCAAGAGAGAAAGGGCUUCUAGGUUACAAAGUAUGGCAAGUCUCCAAUGAUGACAAUUGGGUGCUUUCUAAGGCAGCUCAAGAGGAAGGAAAAGAUCAAGGAAACAACAAAGUAUUAUGGGCUAUUCUGCUAGCUACGAUUGCUGUAGUCACUCUCCUACUCGGGACUCUAACGUGGUAUUUCCGAAGGAUAUUGUUCAAAUGGAAAGUUCUAGUUACGAGGAGAAUUGCUAUACGGGAAAAAUCGCAACAUCCAAACCUGAAAGAAUUUGGUUUCACUGACAUCAAAACGGCCACAAGUAACUUUUCACAUGAGAAUAAGCUUGGAGAGGGUGGUUUUGGACCCGUUUAUAAGGGUAAAUUGCAGGACGGACAAGAAGUUGCAGUGAAGAGACUUUCAGAAUCUUCUAAACAAGGACAAGAGGAGUUCAUAAAUGAGGUUACACUCACUGCAAAACUUCAACAUGUCAACCUAGUGAGACUUUUAGGAUUUUGUACUGAAAGGGAAGAAAAGCUGCUGAUCUAUGAGUACAUGCCUAACAAAAGUUUGGAUUUCUACCUCUACGAUCCAGUUAGACAAGCACUGUUGGAUUGGGAGAAACGGAUUCAUAUCAUCGAAGGCGUGACUCAAGGGCUUCUGUAUCUUCAAGAAUAUUCUAGACUCACAAUAAUCCAUAGAGAUUUGAAGGCUAGCAACAUCUUACUGGACAACGACAUGAAACCGAAAAUUGCAGAUUUUGGUAUAGCUAGAAUUUUUCAGAAAGAUGAACAUGAAGCAAACACCGGUCGAAUUGUUGGAACAUACGGUUAUGUUCCUCCAGAGUACGUAAAACGAGGCAUAUACUCCACUAAAUAUGAUGUUUAUAGCUUUGGAGUUCUACUCUUACAAAUUAUAAGUGGAAAGAAGAAUACAUGUCUAUAUGGUCCGGACAACAAUCUUAACCUCCUAGAAUGCGCGUACGAGUUGUGGAAAGAUGGCAAAAGCAUGGAGUUCAUGGAUCCGCUAAUGGAUGACACGAAUUCAGCAUGUAAACUCACGAGAUGCAUGCAAGUCGCGCUUUUGUGCGUUCAAGAAAAAUGGGAAGAUAGGCCAUCAAUGUUGGAAGUGUACUCAAUGCUCAAAAAUGAAACUGAAGAUGUGCCCACUCCUAAAAGGCAUGCUUUUUCAACAAGACAAGAUAUGGAUGAAGAAAAUAAUCUGAAGUCAAAGGAAGAAAUUUGUUCGGUUAAUUUUGCAACUAUGUCCCAAGUCAUGCCCAGAUGUGUCAUCCAGCAAAAGAGUAGUUCUAUGGUCCGAGAAUUGUGGAAACACAACAACAAAAAAGCUGUUCGUAUAGUGAAUCUGCUCCAAAUACCCAAGUGGAUAUCAACUAUUCAAUCUGUUAGGAAUAAGAUCCUCUGUGGACCGCAAAGGAAUUGGACGGUCCUGUUGAGCCUUUCGCAGGUGUCCAGCCAGUUUACUCGCACCUCGCCUAAUAAGACGCCCUAUUAUCUUGUCCGGCCAGUUUACUCGCACCUCGUCAAUGAGUCUGGCAUUCGUUUAGAAGAUCAGACUGAGAUAAAAAAGGAAAUUCUUGGUUACUUUCAAGGGUUGCUUGGCACUAGGUUUACUCAAACUCGACCUGUUUCUGAAGUUAGACAGGCUAUCCAAGCUCGAGUUCCGUUGGAUAUGGCUUCUACUUUAAUUCAGCCAAACUGGGAUAUAGUUGGAGAUGACGUUGUUCGUGCCGUUAAGCAAUUUUUUGACCCUGGUUUUAUGUUGAGGGAAUCGAAUUCCACAGCCAUUUCCUUGGCUCCCAAGAAGAGUGCUCCUGUUACCAUUAAGGACUAUCGGCCUAUCUCUUGCUAUAACGUAACGUACAAGUGCAUCUCCAAGAUUUUGGUGGCUAGGCUCCAACCUUUGCUUCCUUCUCUGAUUAGCCCUGUCCAAUCUGCAUUCAUUAAAGGCAGAUCUAUUGUUGACAAUAUUCUUCUUAUGCAAGAACUGGUGAAGGACUACCACAAGGAUCAAGGUGCCCCUCGUUGUGCUUUGAAGCUCGAUCUUAUGAAAGCCUAUGAUUCAGUGGCUUGGGACUUCCUUUUUGAAGUAAUGGAGGUAAUGGCUUUCCCUUGUCAGUUCAUUUCCUGGGUUAAGCAAUGUGUUUCUACUGCUAUGUUUUCCAUUGUUAUUAAUCGGGAAUUGGUGGGUUAUUUCCCGAGAAAAAGGGGUUUACGGCAAGGUGAUCCUCUCUCCCCCUAUUUGUUCCUCCUUGUUAUGGAGGGUUUUUCCUCUAUGUUGCAACAACGGAUUGAUGCUAGGUGCUUCUCUUUCCACCCUAGAUGUAGGGAGUUACAACUUUCUCAUAUUAUCUUUGCUGACGAUCUUUUCAUCUUGAGUGGGGCUGAUUCCCAAUCUUUUCAGCUUGUUAGUGAUUUGUUACUAGACUUUUAUUCAGUAUCUGGCUUAAAACCAAACCUCCAAAAGAGCAGUGUGUUUCUUGCUGGGGUUAAUGAUGUCACAAAGCAGAUCCUUUCUCAAAUUCUAGCUGUGCCUGAAGGAGUAUUGCCUGUUCGAUAUUUGGGGGUUCCUCUUAUUACCACUAGGCUACAUGCCAUUGACUGUCAAGUGCUUUUAGAUAAAAUUAUGGGUUGCAUUCAAUCUUGGGCUAAUAAACUGCUUUCCUAUGGAGGCAGGGCACAGCUCAUCAAUUCAGUUUUGUUUAGUACUCAAAUUUAUUGGAGUUCAAUCUUCAUUUUGCCUCAAAAAGUACUUAAAGGGGUGGAGAAGAUGGUGCGAUCUUUCUUUUGGUCAGGUACGGAGUUGAAAUGUGUGGGUGCUAAAGUGGCUUGGGCUGAUAUUUGUGUCCCAAAAGAAGAGGGUGGUUUGGGUUUUCGAGUGUUAAAAGAUUGGAAUAGAGCUUCCAUGACGAAGCUUUUAUGGGCCCUUGCUUUGAAAAUUGAUACUUUAUGGAUUAAAUGGGUAUAUACUUACAUUAUAAAGGAUAAAUGCAUGUGGAAUAUGACUAUCCCUAACUCUGUAUCUUGGACGAUCAGGAAAAUUUUCAAUCUAAGGUCUUUUGUGCAGCCUUGGAUUACUCACCAGGCUAAAGUGGCUUCUAUUAUUGUUGAUAAUCAUUGGCUUUGGCCCAGGGGGAGGAAUACAGUCACUAGAGAGAUUAUUGAGCAUACACCAGUUUCUCUUCUUCCUAAUACUGCCCGGGAAAACUCUAUUAUUUGGAACUUAAAUGCCAACGGUAAAUUCUCUGUUCAGUCUGCUUGGAAUGCAUUCAGAAGGCCCAAACCUCUGGUCCCUUGGGCUAAAGUAGUGUGGUACAAGCAUGCAGUUCCUAGGUGGGCUAUUGUGCAAUGGUUGGCCAUCCUGUGUAGACUUUCCACAAAGGACAGGUUGCAGCAGUGGGGUGUCUUGGCGGAAAACCAAUGUGUGUUGUGUUCAAAUGCUGUGGUAGAUUGGAUGGUUCAACACCAUACUGGCACUCUUUUCUUGAAUCUGGUGGCUAAAGUGGUUUUUGCUGCUACGAUUUAUCAUGUUUGGGGGGAGCGUAACAGACGUAUUUUCCAACAGCAUAGAGGCUUGGAUGUGCGGGGUUUGGAAGCUCAGAUUUGUACAGAGAUUCGGGGAUGGUAUUGUGCGCACUGCAGUGAUGUGCAUUUUUCGUCCGUUGAUCUCGGUACAGAAAAAAUGAAAGGACUUUUAAGUCCUGUAGAUGGUACAUAUAGUUCAAAGGGGGAAGACCACAUGAGCACAAGGCAUCUUGAAAUGUUGUUCAACAUCAUUUCCCUUCUCCUCUUUCUUCCUUCAUUAGCAAAUUCCUCAGAAUCUCAGACCUGGAUCAAAGCAGGUUACUGGUUUUCCGGCAGUGAAUUCCCGGCUACCGACAUAGAUUCAUCUCUGUUCACUCACCUCAUAUGUGGUUAUGCAUACAUCAACAAUUCUACGUUUGAGCUCUCAAUCUUACCCCCUGAUGAAACAAAUUUUUUCAACUUCACCGAUAUUGUUCGCCGAAAAAACCCAACAGUUAAAACACUUCUGUCCAUCUGGACUCAAAAUUCAAAUUUCGCAGUCUACUUUUCAAUGACUAGCCAACUCUCUCACCGAAGUAGUUUCAUUGAAUCAUCAAUACAGAGAGUUAGGCUUUAUGGGUUUGAUGGUCUGGAGCUUAAUGGUGUCAAACCGGGCCCAAACAUGAACAACAUGACAGACAUGGGAUUACUCUUUGAUGAAUGGAGAUCUGCGAUAAAUAGGGAAUCGAAGAAUUCUUCCCGAUCACCGCUCAUUUUAACAAUGGAAGGUUAUUAUAUGCCUUCACAAAACACCACAAGUUAUCCACUGGACUCGAUUCGAAGGAACCUCGAUUGGGUAAAUAUCAGAGCGUACGACUAUCACACGCCUACCAAAGAUAGUUUCACUGGUGCUCAUUCUGCUUUGUAUGACCCCUCAAGCAAUUUAAACACUGAUUAUGGUAUUAAGGAAUGGAUAAGCGGAGGAUUACCUGCCAAACAGAUGGUUUUGGGGUUAGCAUACUAUGGGUACUCGUGGACGCUUGUUGACCCCACAGACAACGGGAUUGGAUCGCCUACAAGAGGAACCCUUCAGGAUGAUGGGUCGAUGAACUACAAGUACAUCAGGUCAUUUUGGAAAUGCGAAGGAGAGAAAGUAUUGUAUAACUCCACUUAUGUCACGAACUACUGCGUUACUAGUAGUUCGAUUUGGAUCGGUUAUGAUGACGUGGAGGCUAUCAGAACUAAGGUUUCCUACGCAAGGGAGAAAGGGCUUCUGGGUUACACAGUAUAUCAUGUCCCCAAUGAUUACAAUUGGGUGCUUUCCACGGCAGGCAAUAAACCUACCUCUGCAGCUCAAGGGGAAGGAAAAGAUCAAGAAAACAACCGAUUGCUAUGGACUAUUUUGAUACCUACAAUUACUCUAGUCACUCUCCUACUCGGGACUCUAUCGUGGUUUUUCCGAAGGAGAUUGUUCAAAUGGAAAGUUCUGGUAACGAGGAUAAUGGCUAUACGGCCGCAGAAAGAAUCGCAAUAUCCAAACCUGCAAGAAUUUAGUUUCGCUGACAUCAAAGCGGCCACAAGUAACUUUUCGCAUGAGAAUAAGCUCGGAGAGGGUGGUUAUGGACCCGUAUAUAAGGGAAAAUUACGGGACGGACAGGAAGUUGCAGUGAAGAGACUUUCACAGUCUUCUAGACAAGGACAAGAGGAGUUCAUAAAUGAGGUUACACUCACUGCAAAACUUCAACAUGUCAACCUAGUGAGACUUUUGGGAUUUUGUACUGAAAGAGAAGAAAAGCUGCUGAUCUAUGAGUACAUGCCUAACAAAAGCUUGGAUUUCUACCUAUACGAUCCAGAUAGACGGGCACUGUUGGAUUGGGAGAAACGAGUUUCUAUCAUCCAAGGCUUGAUUCAAGGGCUUCUGUAUCUCCAAGAAUAUUCAAGACUCACAAUAAUUCACAGGGAUUUGAAGGCUAGCAACAUCUUACUGGACAACGACAUGACACCGAAAAUUGCAGAUUUUGGUCUAGCUAAGAUUUUUCAGAAAAAUGAACAUGAAGCAAACACAGACCGGAUUGUUGGAACAUACGGUUACAUUCCUCCAGAGUACGUAAAACGAGGGAUAUACUCCACCAAAUAUGAUGUGUAUAGCUUUGGCGUUCUACUCUUACAAAUUAUAAGUGGAAAGAAGAAUACAUGUCUGUAUGGUACGGACAACAAUCUCCACCUCCUAGAAUGCGCGUACGAAUUUUGGAAAGACGGCAAAAGCAUGGAGUUCAUGGAUCCGCUAAUGGAUGAUAGGAAUUCGGCCUGUAAACUUGUGAGAUGCAUGCAAGUCGCGCUUUUGUGCGUUCAAGAAAAAUGGGAAGAUAGGCCAUCGAUGUUGGAAGUGUACUCAAUGCUCAAAAAUGAAAUUGAAGAUCUGCCGACUCCUAAAAUGCAUGCUUUUGCAGCAACAAAAGAUAUGGAUGAAGAAAAUUUUCUGAAGUCAACGGAGGAAACUUGUUCGGUUAAUUAUGCAAGUAUUUCUUGGGACAUGCCCCGAUGACAUCUAUCUUUAGCUAUUUCAUUAUGCAGAAUAUGACUCCUAGUGAUUACAAAUGUUCUCUUAUUUUUUUCUUGUAUCUAGCAAAAUAGCAGUUCUACGGUCCCAGAAUUGUCGGGAAAAAAAACGAGAAAGGUACUUGUAAAGUAAAUCUGCUCCACAUACCCAAGUGAAUCUGAACUAUUCAAUUUACUUGGAAUAAGAUCCUCUUUAGACCAUAAA
This is a messenger RNA of Rhododendron vialii, 7356 nucleotides long. RefSeq lists its product as uncharacterized. NCBI's taxonomy places the organism in Eukaryota, Viridiplantae, Streptophyta, Magnoliopsida, Ericales, Ericaceae. The record is from RefSeq and is a predicted model, not a curated record. The transcript is spliced from 21 exons. Gene Ontology annotation, biological process: protein phosphorylation; carbohydrate metabolic process. Gene Ontology annotation, molecular function: ATP binding; protein kinase activity; chitin binding. The coding region runs from base 34 to 7137 and encodes 2367 amino acids.